Colius striatus (speckled mousebird) is the source of this 2716-nucleotide messenger RNA. Its product is annotated as interleukin-1 receptor-like 1. Gene Ontology annotation, biological process: signal transduction. NCBI's taxonomy places the organism in Eukaryota, Metazoa, Chordata, Aves, Coliiformes, Coliidae. The transcript has 11 exons. The record is from RefSeq and is a predicted model, not a curated record. Gene Ontology annotation, molecular function: interleukin-33 receptor activity; interleukin-1 receptor activity; interleukin-33 binding. Bases 95 to 1696 code for a protein of 533 amino acids.
ACUGCUUCUUCCUCAUACACAGUAGUAGAACCCACUGCUCUGUGAUCUGCAGCGAAGGACAGCAUUCAAACAAAGGCUUUAUUAAGGAAAUCUGAUGGCGUUUGUACAUUUGAUCUUCCUAUCUACCUUUCUCUUGGUUUCCGUCACAUCUGAAACAUUUGAUGCAAUGGAAGGUGAGGCUUUAGUUAUAAAAUGCCCCCCUUGGAGUUCAACUGUGAAAGUCACCUGGUAUCACACGGAUACAAACAAAAUAAUUCCUGCAGAAGAAGAGGGAUCACGAAUAUUUUCCUUGAAACGAUUUCUUUGGUUUCUGCCAACCUCUAGAGAGGAUUCUGGAAACUACACUUGCGUUAUACAUUUUUCAAAUAAUCGUACAAAGUCGUUCAAGAUGAGUGUGCAGGUGCAUCCAUACAAGCAAGGAGUAUGUUUCCCAAGUCAGAUUCGAUACCCAAAUGACACUGGAAGAGGAAAAAUUGUUUGUCCUACAAUUGACAAUUAUAAGAAUGCUACUAUCAUCCAGUGGUAUAAGGACUGCAAACCUCUCCAUGAAAAGAGGUACUUGAAGGAAGAAAAGUAUAUUUUUAUUAACAACCCAAGAAAGGAGGAUGAUGGCUAUUACACUUGUCAGUUUAUCUACACCCAUAAAGGAAAAGUGUUUAGUGUAUCAGCAACAAGGAUUUUCAUAAGUAAAGCAAAACCCUCACCUCUACCUCCUCAAAUUUUAUUCCCAAAGGAUAAGGAUGUAAUAGAAGUAGAGCUUGGUGCUGCUUUGUCUCUGAAAUGUCGGGCCCGCCUGGGGAUUAAGAAACAGCCGCUGGCUGUUGUCACAUGGGAUGUGAAUAACAUCUCAGUGAAAGAUUUUUCAAGAUUUAGUGAAAAAACUCAUUUUUUUGAAGGGUGUGCUCGAGAAUACUACAAAGAGACCACUUUGCAUAUUCCUGCAGUAAAAGAGGAGGAUCUGAAGGCAAAUUUCACAUGUGUGGCACUGAAUGAAAUGCGCAACACAAAAGUCACGGUGACGUUACAACUCAAAGCACAGCAUGAGGUGGGUCUUCCUAACAUCCUCUUGAUCAUAGGAUCUCUAGUUCUGCUGGUUGCAAUAGCAGUCUCUGUUAUACUCUAUCAGUCCUUCCGAGUUGAUAUCGUCCUGUUGUAUCGGGAGAUAUUUCAACCGUACUCAGCCAAGGAUGAUGGAAAGAUAUAUGACGCAUAUGUCAUCUACCCCAAAAGCCGUACCAAUGAAGCUAAUUUUGUGGAAUAUUUUGUUUACCAAAUCAUGCCAGAUAUUCUAGAAAAUAAAUGUGGAUAUAAACUGUGUAUUUAUGGGAGAGAUAUAUAUCCUGGAGAAGAUACAGCCAGUGCAAUUGAGAAGAGGAUACAGAAGAGUAGACGUCUGAUCAUCCUUCUAACACAGCAGCUGAUUAACUGUAAAGAACAUGCUUAUGAUCAACACAUUGCUUUAUACAAUGCCCUCAUUCAAAACGAUACAAAGGUGAUCCUGCUGGAAAUGGAGAGAAUUGGGACUUACGAUAAGCUUCAGGAAUCUCUUAGGUUUAUUGUUAAGCAGCAAGGUACCAUCAAAUGGAAAGAGCAGCACAUUGUGCACCCGCAGUCAUCCAGAUCUAAGUUCUGGAAACAGGUGAGGUACCAUAUGCCACUGACACUCAAACCCUCAUAUUCAGCUAAUGUUGGGUGAUCAAUCUGUGAAAAUACUGUUGGACUAACAGGGUGGAGCACAUGACUGCAACUCUUUUUCCAUUCAGUAGGUACAUGAUUUUACAGUCUCUAUUUGUAAACUUUUCCCAUUCCCUUGAUUGAGUAACAAUAAGUUAAACUGAUGAAAGAGGCCUGGGCAACUAAGGGAAGUUUUUAUUGGUAUGGGAGUUCUGUAAAGAAAUAAUUCCAGACUGUGCAGAAUUUUUCAUGUCACCAAAAAAAUGUACCAAAUGUAUCUAUAGUCACUCUUUUUUUGUAUAGUUGUGCAUACAACUGAAAGUUAUUAUUCCAAAUAGCUGAUUGCCUUGCAGGCUUGAUUUACCUUUCUAACGCAGUUGAUCAAAUACAAAUGCCUUCUUUGUUAUUUGACUGGAACAUAUAUGUGUAUUGUGCAACUAGAAAAUAUAAUGUUGUGCUAUUUAAAACUUUUUUAUUUCCCACCACUUAUUCCUUUUUAAUUCAAUACUAAUACUCAUACCAUGAAAUUGUAUUUUUCCUUAGUAUGGAUGCCUCGGUAAAGGCUCUUUUGAGAGUGUUGUGAAUACAGUACUUAAAAAGAAAGCAGUGUUAAGGGAAAAAAAUACAUAGAUAUAUAUUAAUAUAUACUAAUAUGCAUGUGUGUGUGUGUGUGUGUGUGUGUGUAUAUCCCAUACAAAGACAAAAUUUUAAAACUUUCAAGGACAGACCUUAUGCCUACAUUUGCUUUCUUCUGAUAGGGAAUACCCUGAGAUGCAAAGGUCAGAGCCAAUUGUCUUCCUAGUUCAGGGGACUAUGAACAAAUUGUAUUCUCCUACAGAUAUCCUCACAAACGUUAAUCUUUUUAGCUUCUUAAAGCUGGGAGAAGUCUUAGUUUUGAGCAUCAGAUUUGCUACUGAAUGGAUUUAGAAAGUGAAAAUUAGAUGCAGAACACCUAAUGUUACAAAAUCCAGGCUUACAGAGCAAGUGAAGUCUUUUCCUUCUCCUGUAAGUUCUUACUGAAUGUGGAUUUCAGACUUUAAGA